Xenia sp. Carnegie-2017 is the source of this 522-nucleotide messenger RNA. Its product is annotated as short-chain collagen C4-like. The transcript has a single exon. The record is from RefSeq and is a predicted model, not a curated record. NCBI's taxonomy places the organism in Eukaryota, Metazoa, Cnidaria, Anthozoa, Malacalcyonacea, Xeniidae. Bases 16 to 522 code for a protein of 168 amino acids.
CGUCGCAUCAAACUAAUGGCAACUUUAGUAAUCGGUGGAACUGAUGAUGGUUAUGGAUCUGGAAAACCAGGACCACCAGGGCCUAGAGGCCCAAGAGGAGCUAAGAGAGAUAAAGGUGACACAGGAGCUGCGGGGGCUCAAGGAGAUACGGGUCCUAGAGGACCAAAGGGAGAGAAAGGUGAUACAGGAGCUACAGGGGCUCAAGGAGAUACGGGUCUUAAAGGACCAAAAGGAGAGAAAGGUGAUGAGGGUCCUAGAGAAGAUGACGGAACUGAUGGGACCAAUGAAAGCGAUGGUGCGCCCGGGGCCACAGGAGCUCAAGGGCCUAAAGGAGAUACUGGAGCCGCAGGGCCUCAGGGGCAACAAGGCAUUAGAGGUCCAACAGGUCCUAGAGGUCAUCAAGGGCCUAAAGGAGAUACUGGAGUCACGGGGCCUCAGGGGCCUAAAGGAGAUAAUGGAGCCACAGGGCCUCAAGGGCCUAAAGGAGAUACUAGAGCCACAGGGCCUAAAGGAGAUACUUGA